This is a messenger RNA of Trichomycterus rosablanca, 1212 nucleotides long. Its product is annotated as thyrotropin-releasing hormone receptor. Lineage: Eukaryota; Metazoa; Chordata; Actinopteri; Siluriformes; Trichomycteridae. The record is from RefSeq and is a predicted model, not a curated record. Gene Ontology annotation, cellular component: membrane. Gene Ontology annotation, molecular function: thyrotropin-releasing hormone receptor activity. The coding region runs from base 1 to 1212 and encodes 403 amino acids. The transcript is spliced from 2 exons. Gene Ontology annotation, biological process: phospholipase C-activating G protein-coupled receptor signaling pathway.
AUGGAGAAUGCAACUCUCAGUGCUAUCACCAACUUCACCAACACUGAACCUCUGGCCAAGAUGCCCGAAAAUCCUUUAGAAGUACAGAUCAUCACCAUAUUCCUCUCUCUGCUCAUCUGUGGAGUUGGUAUCGCAGGUAACAUCAUGGUGGUUUUGGUGGUUCUCCGGACCAAACACAUGAUAACUCCAACCAACUGUUAUCUGGUCAGCUUAGCAAUUGCAGAUCUCAUUGUUCUCUUGGCUGCUGGACUGCCAAACAUCUCUGAGGUUGUUUCUUCUUGGAUCUAUGGGUAUACUGGUUGCUUGUGUAUCACUUACCUGCAGUACCUGGGCAUCAAUGUUUCCUCUUGCUCCAUCACAGCUUUCACUGUUGAGCGCUACAUUGCAAUAUGCCACUCUAUCAAAGCACAGUUUAUAUGUACUGUAUCCAGAGCCAAAAAGAUCAUUGCCUGCGUUUGGAUCUUCACCUCACUUUAUUGCAUCAUGUGGUUUUUCCUGGUAGACAUACAUGAGAAGGUAUACUCGAAUGGUGUGGUGGUGAAAUGUGGCUACCGGGUGUCGAGGAACCUCUAUAUGCCGAUCUACUUUUUGGACUUCACUUUGUUUUAUGUCAUUCCUUUAGUCAUGGCAAUGGUGCUUUAUGGGUUGAUUGCCAGAAUAUUGUUUAUGAACCCACUGCCCUCGAAUCUGUCUGGAAGAGGAAGUGAUUCAAUCCACCAGGGACGUACGAACAGCAUGGUCAAGGUCUCCUGCAAACCAAACAAGGGAACAGUGUCAUCCAGAAAACAGGUGACUAAGAUGCUAGCAGUGGUAGUGGUACUGUUUGCUCUGCUCUGGAUGCCCUAUCGCACGCUGGUGGUGGUAAACUCGCUAAUGGAUCCUCCUUACCUCAACACCUGGUUCCUGCUUUUCUGCCGCAUGAGCAUCUACACCAACAGUGCCAUCAACCCCAUCAUCUACAAUGCAAUGUCACAAAAGUUCCGCACUGCUUUUAAGAAGCUCUGCCGCUGCAAAAACACCUCCAGUAAGGAAAAGGCAGCAAAGCACAACAUCCCAAUGUACUACAGUGUCAUCAAAGACUCACCACAUGAAAGUCCUGAUUACGAAACGGAACAGGAGGACAUCAGUACGUACAGCGUCUCUGCCAAGAGGGUAAACUUUUCUGAGCAGGCUGGAGGAGGAACCACUGCAAACAUGUUUAGCAUCGCAUGA